AUGAUCUUCUCCCUUCAAGUCCUCACCGUCGCCCUUGCGGCCACUGUUGCUGCCCGCCCUGGAGACUUUGACAAGGGACGAAAGCCUGGCCCCAACCCACCAAGCAGAUCUACCACCACCAUCGCCACAACCACUAAAGUCGUCGCCACUACAACUACGAACCCUCCCCAGGCUUCAGCACCAGGAUCCAAAUUCUUCCCCUUCUUCCCUUUCCGGGGCCACAACAAAAACAAUAACAAAUGCUGGAGUGACUUCAAGGACUGCCGUCGAAACUCCGACUCUGCUUCUGGAGCAUGCGUGUCUACCUACGCCGGUUGCAUCGGGACUCAACCCAACUCCCGCAUGCCAGCCACAUCUGUCACUUCAGCUCCAGGAGGAAUGCCUACAUCCGGUCAGCCCCGCCCUCUUCCUCCGCUUUCGCACGUUGGCAAGCAUCAUGGCGGUGUGAGGAAGUGUAACCAGGCUUAUUGGGCUUGCCGUGCGCAGUCUAGCGGGCAGCAGUCAACCUGUUAUUCGGAUCUCUCUACUUGUCUGGCAAACAUUGGUAGUUCGGCUACUUCUACUGGCGUGCCUCCUAGUUCUACCGGUUCAGCUACUGUUUCGGCGACUAGCACCUCGGUGGUCGCUGCUGACCCUGCCGCUACCGGUCAAGACGACGGCGACGACGCUGAUGAUGACGAUGACUCGUCGCCUUCUGGUGCCACUUCUUAA
Messenger RNA from Fusarium vanettenii 77-13-4, 711 nucleotides. RefSeq lists its product as uncharacterized. Lineage: Eukaryota; Fungi; Ascomycota; Sordariomycetes; Hypocreales; Nectriaceae. The transcript has a single exon. The record is from RefSeq and is a predicted model, not a curated record. The coding region runs from base 1 to 711 and encodes 236 amino acids.